AUAGCAUCGGGUUUGAGGAUUUCUUUGAGCCAUGGGUCCUCGUCUUUGCCGCCACGCGAACGUUGCGUCACCAGUGAACACUCUCGAGGAGGUCCGACUUGAGGAGAUCUUCCAGCAGUUCGAGGAGCCACACACCAAUGUGAUGAAGGCCUCUCAUUUGGCCGAUGCCAUGCAGCUGGCUGAUAUGAACCCGGAGUGCUUCAAGGUGGAACAAAUCCUUGAAGGCAUUGGCAACCCACACGACUUCACCUUGCCAGAAUUCAAGCAGAGGAUGAAGGAGGUACAUGAUGCUCUCCGGUUUCUUCAACUCUUUGAUCCCCAGAAGACAGGUGUUCUACCGCGGAGGACCAUUGCCACGAUCCUGCAGCUCUGCCGCAGCAACUUCUCAGAGGAGCGCUUGGAGGAGAUGCUGAAAAAUGUGCCAUGCAAUCGUCAAGGAUUCGUAUACAGCUACAUGGUGCCAUUCCUCCUGCGGCCCGAGGCCGCAUAUGACUUGGAAGACCCAAAGUCUUUGGCCCAGUUCCUCAUUGAUGCCAACAUUCGCCUGGUGAGGGCUCCGUACCUCUACAAGUUGCUACGGUCAGAUCGCUGCAUGCCGCGAUGCCAGGAGGCGGAGCGCGAUUGCUGCGAGGUGAACGGAACGGAAGUCUCAGCCCUGGUAUCCCACCAGGAGGUGGCCGAAUGGGCUUUAGGCCGCAGGCAGGCCAUGAUUAUUUCCGUGUCUCAUGCGUGGGAGACUAGGGAGCACCCUGAUCCGUGCCGCUUUCAGUUGGAGCUUCUGGUGAACUGCGUGGCGCUAUGGGAUGCUGCCUACGUCGACGACAUUUGGAUCUUUUAUGAUUAUGUGUCUUUGUUUCAGUUCCAACGCGACACAGCUGAGCAAGAGACCAGUUUCCGGCGAGCGAUGGGCAACAUGCACAUGUUAUAUGCUCACCAGAGCACCCUGACUUUCCGCCUGGAAAGUCUCACACCUGAUGAGACAUGGACUGCUAGGAAGGAAGACUCCACUUACAAAGUGCCCGUGUACCAUUUGCCCAGUGGGUCGAUCGCCUGGAUUUCACUCAGAGACCUCUGGGAGAACCGUGUGCUCUACCUGAGCCGUGGCUGGUGCAUGGCCGAGAUCGAAUGGUCUGCGGCCCGGAAUAUCCCGGCCCAGAAUCUAGCCAUCGAUGGUGAGCCGGGCAUAAUGACAACUGCGAAGAAGGUGCCCACAGCGCCCGAAGUCUUUGAAGAGAGAAUGGCCACAUCGGCCUUUACACAUCGAAAUGACGCCACCAGCGUGGUUCGGCUUCAAAGGAAGAUCUUUCAUGAAAAGGUCACAUCAAGAAAUCACAUGAAGUUGCAGGACUUGACGCGAGCUGACAUGGUGGAGCUGGCGGCAUCUCUUCCCCACUUUCAGAACCUCAAGGUAUUGCAGAUCCACGGCUUCCGAGCAGGCGAAGGAGAGGCCAAUGCCUUCUGCGAGGCGCUCGGGUCGUUGCAGCUCCAGAAGUUGAGCCUGGCCUUUGCACCGAGGGCCACAGGACUAGCCAUGGCGGAGGCGCUCAACCAUUCCUGCUCAGUGUGGAGGUUCGCUUCGAUGACUGCCCUCGACUUCCGGUACUGCCACAUGGGCGAUCUUGGUGCCAAGGUGAUCGCGGAGGUGCUGAAGGGCAACACCACCAUCACCCACAUCGACCUGACGUCAAAUGGUAUCACUGACAAGGGUGUGCAGGUGUUGGCCCAGGCACUCAAGAACAACAAGACCCUGAGCGCCCUCAACCUUGCUCACAACAAAAUCAGUGAUGUGGCUGUGCAGGUGUUUCGAUUGCCGAAGCCAUUCGGGCGCGAGGCAUUGCAGGACAUAGAAGAAAGGAUCCUGACCAACAGGGCUGCAGAGGCUCUGGACCCUCCACCUGCAAAAAGCAAGGAAGACAAGGGUGAACGUGCAGAUGCAUUUCCCGGACGCCCACGCAUCCAGGCUUUGGCGGAUGCCUUGAAGCUCGGUGGCGACAUGACACAGAUUGAUCUCCAAAGGGAACUCCUUGGGAAUGAGGAAAUCAAGGUGCUGGCCGGGGCACUGCAGCUGAACCGGAAAGUCAGCCGCAUCGACCUUUCGUCCAGCCACCCCAAGAUCACCGACGCUGGUGCGAAGGCCAUCGCCCAGAUGUUGCUGCAGAACAAGACUAUUAUCACAAUCAACCUUGCAGGUAAUGCAAUUGGUCGUUUGGGUGUGGAGGCGCUGGCCGAGGCAGUUGAGCACAAUAACAUCGUUCGUGAGAUCAAUCUUGACCACAAUGGUGAUGUUGAAACUGAGGCCCUGCUGAAGCGGAUCCGAACACGUUGUGAGGAGAAUCAAAGAGCAAUUGCAAGAGUCAUGGUUGAGACACUUUUGGAAGACCUGAAGAGAGACAGCACCAAGAGGAAGAUUGAUCUUUCCCACUACUGCAUCGGGGAUGCUGAAGUCCAGGUUCUUUCGGAAGCACUGGCGGGCAACAAUAGCAUCACCCGUAUCUACCUGCAAGGCAAUCAAAUCACCGAUGUUGGACUGGAGGUUCUUUUGGAAGCACUGGAGGGCAACAAUAGCAUCACCCAUAUCUACCUGCAAGGCAAUCAAAUCACCGAUGUUGGACUGGAGGCGAUCUCGGCAGCGCUGCUGUUCAACCGGAGCAUCACCCACAUCAACCUGUCCAACAAUCAAAUUAAAGAUGCUGGGGCAAAGGCACUGGCGCAGGUGCUGAAGCAGAACCGCAGCAUGACCUACAUCAAUCUGAGCGGGAAUCACAUCGGCAUUGGUGGCAUGGAGGCUAUUGAGGCUCUGGCUGACGCCAUGCAGGAGAACGACACUCUCCUUGAGCUCUGCCUUCACGAGUCAUUUCGCGAAGAGUGCCAGGCAGAAAAGCGCAUCUGGGAACGUUGCUCAGCAAAUCAAGCCGCGCAGGCCAGAGCUCAAAGCAGUUGAAGCACCUCUGGAGCGUGUCAUGUGGACCUGAUGGGGAAUGAUGGGGAUGCCCACCAACACAACAGAUUGACGAGAUGGAUCGAGAUUGUCAUUCCUUUCUUCUGCAAUUCUGUGAAUCUUGGUUUCAAUCUGCAAGCAAUUGGAGGACGCAAGCUACUUGGCUACAAUGUCACUAGCAUUGAUUCCAUGAUUCCUUUGUCUUACCCCUAUUUGGACUUCAACGCGACAAGACUCUGUGUGCUUGGCGCAAACGAUCAUCAUGUGGGAUCUAAGCGGGCUUCCUUUUGUCUAUAGCUACAGAAUUAUCUUCCACCCAACAGUUCAAUAGAACUUCGUGAGGGUUUUGUUUGCUUGACUGGCUGGAGCCUGAGCGGCUGUGAUGCCAUUUGCGCAUCCUGACCUGUACAUAUUACGUAUGAUUAAUCUACAUAUGCAGUUUUCAUCCUGUUCACCCAGCGCGUGAGCAGGCGCGUGA
Molecule: messenger RNA, 3416 nt
Organism: Durusdinium trenchii
Lineage: Eukaryota; Dinophyceae; Suessiales; Symbiodiniaceae
Source: the annotation of a GenBank genome assembly